CCUUCAGCCACCCGUACCACCACCACGACGACCCCCACCCCCGCCGCUGCGACCAUCACCGCCGCACCCGAAUCUAAAGUCACCACCUUUCCAGGUUCUAUACCAUAAAAAUUCGAACUUUACUUUUUUUCAAUACCCUAGGUCACUAAGGAAAAAGCAGGAAAAUCCCAUUUCUCUUUUUGGAUUUUUUUGGCUUACUCUCCAGAGAUUGAGAGAGAAAGAUUUGAGAUUUUUAGCUUUUGGGGGGAUCAGAAAGUGAUUGCCGGAUUAUUGGGUUUUAGCGGAGGGUAGUGAUGGAGCUGCCGGAGAGUAACAGUACCGGUGAUGACAAGAGUGUGGGAUUUGAGGCCGCUAAGAAGAUUAUCCUGCGGUGGGACUCUACGGCGUCGGAGGAUGCCAAGGAGAAGAUGAUCUUCGAAUCAGAUCGGCAGGAGGCCGAUCUUUACCUGCAAGCCGUCGAUGAAAUCCAACGGUCCUUGUCCAACGCAUCUCUCUCCGACGAUCGGUCCAAGGCGACCACCAUCCAGAUCGCCAUGGCUCGCCUCGAGGAUGAGUUCCGGAACAUCCUCAUCACCAACACCGCCGCUCUCGAGAGCGAAUCACUCACCGAUCCUACCUCCUCUUCCUCGGUGCACUCUCACUUGAGUUCCAGAAGUUCGAAUUUUGAACCGGAGGAGGAGUUCAUCCUAAACACCGAGAAGCUUCUAGAACUCGAACACUGCGAGUCGGCCGAUAGUUCCAGGGGCAGAUCCACCAGUAGCAUUCGCGAGAUGGAUCUGAUGCCGCCGGAAGCGAUUUGCGAUUUGCACGCCAUAGCUAUGCGGAUGAUUUCCGCCGGCUACUUGCGGGAGUGUGUUCAGGUGUACGGCAGCGUGAGGAAAUCGGCCGUUGACUCUAGCUUCCGCAAGCUAGGGAUUGAGAAGCUGAGCAUCGGGGACAUCCAGCGGCUAGCGUGGGAGGCUCUAGAGGGCAAGAUUCGGCGCUGGAUUCGCGCCGCCAGGGUCUGUGUCCGGAUUCUGUUUCCCAGCGAGAAGAGACUCUGCGAGCAAAUCUUUGUUGGCGUCGGAACGAGUAUUGACGAUGACUGUUUCAUGGAAACAGUCAAAGGUCCGGCAGUCCAGUUGUUUAACUUCGCCGAGGCAAUAAGCAUCUCCCGGAGGUUGCCAGAAAAACUCUUCAAGAUUUUGGAUGUACAUGACGCUUUGAUGGAUUUACAACCGGACAUCGAGGUUGUUUUCGACUCGAAAUCAUCCGAUUCAAUCCGGGUACAGGCUGCCGAGAUUCUUUCCCGAUUGGCCGAGGCUGUCAGAGGGACAUUGACGGAAUUUGAAAACGCCGUUCUCAGAGAGCCGUCCGGUCCUGUUCCGGUCGGAACAAUUCACCCUUUAACAAGGUAUGUCAUGAACUACAUCGGUUUGAUAUCUGACUACAAGCAGACUUUGAUUGAGCUCAUAAUGUCCAAACCCUCAACCGGGUCAAGAUAUUCCGGCGACCCCACGACGCCGGAUAUGGACUUUGCAGAAUUGGAAGGGAAAACCCCAUUAGCCCUUCAUUUGAUUUGGAUUAUUGUGAUCUUGGAAUUCAAUUUAGAACGAAAGUCUAAGCAAUACAGAGAUGCAUCUUUAGGACAUUUGUUUAUCAUGAACAAUAUACGUUACAUAGUUCAGAAGAUUAAGGGGUCGCCGGAGUUGAGGGAAAUGAUAGGAGAUGAUUAUCUGAGGAAGCUGACAGGGAAAGUCCGGCAUGCAGCAACUAAUUACCAGAGGGCAACUUGGGUGACUGUGUUGUAUUGUUUAAGAGAUGAAGGAUUACAUGUCAGUGGGAGUUUUUCUUCUGGGGUGUCCAAGAGUGCAUUGAGAGAAAGGUUUAAGACCUUCAAUGCUAUGUUUGAAGAAGUGCAUAGGACUCAAGCUUCAUGGAUAGUCCCGGAUACUCAGCUUCGGGAGGAGUUAAGGAUAUCCAUAUCAGAGAAGUUGAUCCCUGCAUACAGGUCGUUUCUAGGCCGGUUUAGGAGCCAUAUAGAGAGUGGAAGGCAUCCGGAAAAUUACAUCAAGUACACAGUGGAAGAUUUGGAGACUGCCGUAUUGGAUUUCUUUGAGGGGUGCGUUGUAUCUCAGCACUUGAGGAGGAGAUCUCAGUGAAAGGAAUGAAGAAUUGAGUUGAUAGCCAAAAUUAGAAGACUAGAAGCCAUUCUUCCAAUUUUUUAUACGAUGUUUGGGCAAUGCCAGUGCUGGUAAAUCCGAGCUUGCCCUGAGCUCUUUCCAUUAUCAUCUACUUCUACAGUAUCUAUCAUGUCCAGGUCCCCAUAGCCUGAAUGCUUUCUGCACUGUAAGCAUUGUGUCUGUUUGUUGUACCACAUUCUGGCUUUUGCUCCAUUUGUUCAUAUGGUUAUUGCUGUAUUUUGUUUGUUGUGACCGCUAUUGUUAAUUAUUCUAUGAAGAAGCAAUUAGUUUUUCUUGCUAAUUUCAUUCUUAA
Messenger RNA from Rubroshorea leprosula, 2475 nucleotides. Lineage: Eukaryota; Viridiplantae; Streptophyta; Magnoliopsida; Malvales; Dipterocarpaceae. The record is from the annotation of a GenBank genome assembly.